Messenger RNA from Trichosurus vulpecula (common brushtail), 864 nucleotides. It is a transcript of the gene C4H17orf78, whose product is annotated as chromosome 4 C17orf78 homolog. The transcript has 7 exons. Lineage: Eukaryota; Metazoa; Chordata; Mammalia; Diprotodontia; Phalangeridae. The record is from RefSeq and is a predicted model, not a curated record.
AUGGACACAAUUCUGUUCUUUAGCCUGAUUUUUGCAGCCUAUGAUGCCAAUCAGAAAGAACUCAAAGGCAGUAGCUGUCAAGUACAGCAGCUUCCUGGACUAUUCCCAAAGGACAUGAGAAGCAUCAAAGUGCUGUUGAUACAAGAAGCCCAGGGAGAAGCCAAAAGGGAUGUACCGGGCCAAAACUAGACAGUGGCUACCCUGCAGUGCCUUGGCUCAGGGAGCAAAGUGACAGUAAAUCUUCAGGAUUCAGAGGAAAGGCCAAAGGCCAGGUAUACCUUGAAAAGCCUGAAUGUCAUCACUGCUCCACCCCAGGACAACCUCACUGAGCCAUGCUGCUACUUAUCUACAGCACCCAAAUUGUGGUUCCAGGCUGGACUCCAUCUUACCGCCCAAGUGUUCUUUCCCAAUAUUUCCAACUGUGAGUUCUAUCCAGUGGUGAAGGCCUCCUUAGAGAGACCAUCAACAACUGCCAUCAUCACUACCACUACUGAGAACAGCCAAGAGGAGAAGAUGCCUGUUCCUGACACAGAUGAGGGCCUACUUCUGAGGAAGAAAUGGAGCAUCGUAGUCAAGGCCCUGAUUGCCAUCACCCUGCUGAUCAGCAGAAUAGCCAUAACGGUGUUUGUCAUUUUUGAAGUCCCCUGCCCUAGUGUAUGUCCUGGAGCAAGGAACUUGUGCCAUUGUCAACAGUGGAGAAGGUGGAAGGAAGAUGGCAUCGGUGGAGGGCCCCAGCCUGGGGCAACUGGAGACCCAAUAACAGGAAAGCCUGAGAAGGUUGGACCCAAAAGGACAGAGGCUGCCAACUCAUCUUCUCUCAAAAAGCCGUCUGAGAUCAUUGUUAUUCACCAGACAUCCUUCUGA